AACCCUCACUCUCUCUCUAUCUCUCUCUACUUUCUCUCUCUAAAAAUCCUUCGCAUUCUCUCCAUGUUCUUCUGCUUCAAUCAUUACAGAGCUAUGGAGGCCAAUGAAUUCGAGCUUUAUACUCAUUAAAUCCACCGUCAAUUCAUCGUAAUCGUACUAAUUCCACCGGUUUCUCUGUUCAUUUUGAUUUCGUAAAUUUCGUUUAUAAAUAGCUUUGAGGUGAAAAGGUAUCGUCCUUUAGCGACUGUUGUGUUCAUUUUGAGCUUUGAUUUCUAGUUAAUGGAAGGCUGUCAAGCAAGCUCUGAAUCGAAUCGGUUGCUUACUUCUUUGACAUCGUGUGAUCUUGAAGCCGAAAAUUCGAUACUGCUUCUUGGUGGUGAUCUCUGAAUUAGAUUCUUAAGAACAAGAACAAAGGUCGCUUGUUAGAUAUGCGCUGUCUCUUAAUGGUUUCCUCAGGGCCACCAAUAAAGAAAAGAUCUGGUUUGCGGAUUAAACAAGCAGGGCGUGGUUCAUACAGAGCUAGUUAGGUGUAUUUGUUCCUUAGAUUUUUUUAUCCAAGUUGAUCUUUGCUGUACUGGGUGAGUUUUAUAUUGAAGAAAUAAGAUGGGUUCUACACCUUUAAGGAGGUUUUUACAGAGUCUUUGCACCAAUUCUUGCUGGAAUUAUGCUGUAUUUUGGAAGCUUCGGCAACAAAACCAAAUGGUUUUGAUGUGGGAAGAUGGAUACUUUGGCACCUUAAAAGUUCAAGAUGCUAGCAAAAACAUAUUUACUGAAACACGUGGUUAUAAUGGAACGUUUCUUGGAGAUGCGUAUGAAUUAGCAAUGGCUUAUAUGUCAACCAUUAAUUAUGCAUUGGGUGAUGGGGUUGUUGGUGAUGUGGCAUAUACAGGAGACUGUCGCUGGGUUUUUGCAGAUUCAAAGUCAUACGGGAAUUUCAACACCGCAUCAAAUCCCGAGCAUGCAGAUGAAUGGUUAUUUCAGUUUGCAGCAGGUGUCAAGACUAUAUUGCUGGUGCCUGUCAUUCCACUUGGAGUUUUACAACUCGGCUCAUUGGAAGAUCUUCCAGAGGACGCACAAAUGGCGAACUAUAUUAAAGAUGAAUUUUUUACACAUCAAGAUUUGAUGGAGUACGCUGAUGCUUCUUUUGCAACAAGCCACCUUUUUUCAUCUCAACCGCCAAAAACCAUUGAUGACUUCAUCUGGUCAAACCACACACUGUUGACCAAAAGUCUUUCAACACCAACUUCUGACAACUGGUAUUCAUCUCAUUCUUCAAGUGCGAUUGAAUUCCCAGAUCCGCUACAUCAAUCCACAGAUUUGAUCAAUUCCGAGAUUCCAAUGAACCUACAGUUAGUUAGUGAUGUGGGCCCGUCCUUAAACUUCCCUAAAGAGUGUGAGCUGCAUAAAGCUCUCGGGCCCGCUUUCAUUGCUGACUCAUCAUCUAGUAAAACCAAUGAAACCGUUUUCAAUAUAACGGGCUUUGAACAAUCAGGUUCACUAAUUAGUAACCAGUUAGCAGUUGCACCGUUUACUAGAGUAAAAAAUCAUAACAGUAGUUCUUCACCUUCGGCUAUUACAUAUGAGGGUGUAGUUGAAGAAUUGACAGAGGAAGAAGGGCAACAAAGUAAUUGUGAUGUUUUGCAUCAAAGUAAGGGUUCAAAAGCAUCUGUUGCUAGCAAAAGAAGGGUCAAGUCAGGUGCUAAACAGAAGGCUAGACCUCGCGACAGGCAAUUGAUUCAGGACCGGCUCAAGGAUCUUCGCGAACUUGUUCCAAAUGGAGCAAAAUGUAGCAUUGAUGGUCUGCUAGAUCGAACUAUAAAACAUAUGCAGUUUUUAGAAAGCGUGAGUGAUCGUGCUGUCAAGUUGAAGCAGUGUGUCCAAUCAGAGAAAGUAGGAACUGUUCUGAAAGAUAAUAGAACGCCCGUGGUCAAAGAUAGUCAAAGUGGGGCAAGCUGGGCAUUUGAACUCGGAGGUGAUUUAGAAGUAUGCCCCAUACUUGUUGAAGAUCUUCAGUAUCCUGGCCACAUGGUUAUAGAGAUGAUAUGUGAUGAUAGCAUGCGUUUCCUUGAAAUAGCUGAGGUGAUACAUGGCCUGGAAUUGACAAUUUUACACGGAGUGAUGGAAAAACGUUCCGGACACACAUGGGCCCACUACAUUGUCGAGGCGCCAAAGGGAUUUCACAGAUUGGAUAUAUUUUGGCCGUUGAUGAAGCUUUUGCAGCAACCUAGUCCAAUAUGUAGCAAAAUAUGAUGCUAUCCAAGUGUUAACUGAAUUUCUUAAGUUUGAUUCUGUGUUUAUCAUAUGGUAACUACUUAAUAUCGACUGGACUAUUAGUUUUGAGUUGAUUUGUAGCAUAAGUCAUAUUUGCAACAUAAUUAUGUACAUGUCGGAUCCUUUGGUAAGUAUUCUUGUGAUGAAACUUAUUCAGUAGGUUUGUUUUCUUGUUU
Molecule: messenger RNA, 2447 nt
Organism: Helianthus annuus (common sunflower)
Lineage: Eukaryota; Viridiplantae; Streptophyta; Magnoliopsida; Asterales; Asteraceae
Product: transcription factor EMB1444
Exons: 11
Coding region: 604-2250 (548 amino acids)
Biological process (GO): regulation of DNA-templated transcription
Molecular function (GO): DNA-binding transcription factor activity; protein dimerization activity
Source: RefSeq, a predicted model, not a curated record